AACAGAAAAUGGAGAAGACAGUUAAAAGUUUUUGAUUGGCUACUUCGAACAUUGGCGCGUUUUUGCAAUCUUAUGAGGCUUCAAUAUAACCUCAAAAUUUUAUAAGGGAAAAUAAGCCCUUGGCUUAGUGCAAUUACAUGUCCUAAAAAGAUAGUAAAACGCAAAAAUGUCAAGUUCUGAUUCGGAACUAGAAGAGGAUGAGGAAGAAAUUCUUGUGUAUGUAGAAUUCGACAAUUGUGGAACAAACGAUAUGUUUAGUACUGAAAAUUUAAAAUUAGACAUGCUUGGAUUAGAUUCUGAUCAUCCAAUUAUGCAAGUUAAUGGCAAGUUUUUUGAAGGAACUUACGAAGAUGCUAUUGGAACUUAUUUAUUUUUUGAAAAAGAUGUUAAUCCAGUUAUAGAUGACCCAGUAUUUGAUAAGGUUCCCACACUUAAAUAUUUUAAAAAGACUAGAAAGCUUCUUAAAAUGCAACGGGCUUUUGUGGUGCCUAGAUAUGAAGUACUUGGAGAUUCCAAUCACAGUCAAAGUAUUCCUAAUAAGAAUACGAUAAAGGCAGCUGGAGUGCCACCAAAGUAUCAAGAAGAUGCAUUUGCAUUUUGGGAAAAUGCUCGAAAUAAAAGGAUAACUGCAUUAAAUGAGUAUCUUAGAAAACAAGAGUUCAGAAAAGAAUUAAGACUACGAGGUUUUGAGCCUGAAUCCGAAUCAGAUGAAGAUAAUCCAUUUGCUAUAUACAAAUAUAUAGAAAAUGAAUCAAAAGUAGCAAAAACCGAUGAUCAAAACAUUGACUAUGAAUCACAAAUAGAGAAAUUGGAGAAUACAUUACAAAUGACUGAAUUAGGCACUGAACAAGCGAAAAAUUCACCAAAAAAACUGACUGUUAUUGAUCCAGGACCGUCGACAUCAAAAAGCAGUAUGCCUUGGAUAGAAGACGAUGUACCAAAAAGCCAAUCGAUGGCACAGAAAGUGAAAAGUAUAGGUAAAGUCAAGGAGAAAAUUAUAAAAGGAAAAGUGGAGAAGAAGAUUUUGAGAAAGAAGAAGUUUUCCAUAUCACAUAAAUUAUUAAAUGAAACUUCCAACGAGCAGUCGUUAGAAAAUUCAGAUGACAAGAAUGAAUUUUAUCAGGAGGAUAGUGAAAAAUCGAUUAAGAAUGACGAAGUGAUUGAUAUUAACAAAUUAGAUGAAGCUGAUAAGGUCGAAGAUGCUUUAGGUACUAAAUUAGAAGAAAUGGAAAUCGACGAGAUAGCGAUAGAAAAUAGCGAAAGAUUAUUAGCGAACGAACUGAAAUUAAAUGAUUCCUUUAUUUCGGAUAAGAAUAAAAAAAAGCAAGAAAAGCGUGAGGCAAAGAUGAGAGAAAUAAGCGAAAAAUUGAAAGCACUUAGUCAGCCUUCUAAAGCGCCAAAUAGUUGAUAAUUAUCAUAUGCACGUGCCAUUUUAAAUGAAAUGUUCAACUCAAAUGUGAUAAGAUUAACGAGCAGUCAUUAUCAUGCCGGAAGACGAACGAGUUGGCUAGGAAUGAUUCAUUAAAUGACGACGAUCGGUU
Molecule: messenger RNA, 1541 nt
Organism: Ceratosolen solmsi marchali
Lineage: Eukaryota; Metazoa; Arthropoda; Insecta; Hymenoptera; Agaonidae
Exons: 4
Coding region: 167-1408 (413 amino acids)
Biological process (GO): transcription by RNA polymerase III
Cellular component (GO): transcription factor TFIIIC complex
Source: RefSeq, a predicted model, not a curated record